Molecule: messenger RNA, 1122 nt
Organism: Tripterygium wilfordii
Lineage: Eukaryota; Viridiplantae; Streptophyta; Magnoliopsida; Celastrales; Celastraceae
Product: multiple organellar RNA editing factor 2, chloroplastic-like
Exons: 4
Coding region: 70-801 (243 amino acids)
Biological process (GO): mitochondrial mRNA modification; cytidine to uridine editing
Cellular component (GO): mitochondrion
Source: RefSeq, a predicted model, not a curated record
ACCUCCAUUGUCGAAAACCCCGUUUCUCCAGUCCUCUCUAUCGCUUUCGAGAGCACUCUUAUCCCAAAAAUGGCACAUACCCUAGCUCGCUCGCCGACCACCGCUGUCAUGCGCCACCUAUCUCUUUCUCUUAUCCUCCCCAAGCGCCUCCUCUCGACCACCGCCAUAACCCGUCCUCCUCCCAUCACAUCUCCCCUUCUAUGCCGUCGAUCUAUUACUCCUCUCUCCCAUGCCGUCGGAUCCAUCCAGCUCGGUCAGAAUGCCUCCCGUUUCGCUAUCAUCAGGUGCCGGGUGAACAGAGCUGGCAACUCUGGUUACUCUCCCCUCAACUCGGGCUCCAAUUUCAGCGACCGGCCUCCUACGGAGAUGGCACCGCUGUUUCCGGGAUGUGAUUAUGAGCACUGGCUCAUUGUCAUGGACAAGCCUGCAGAGGGCACUACAAAGCAGCAGAUGAUUGAUAGUUACAUCCAAACCCUAGCUAAAGUCGUUGGAAGUGAGGAGGAAGCCAAGAAGAAAAUCUACAAUGUUUCAUGUGAGAGGUAUUUUGGAUUUGGAUGUGAAAUUGACGAGGAAACCUCAAACAAGCUUGAUGGCCUACCAGGUGUUCUCUUUGUGCUUCCAGACUCUUAUGUUGACCCUGAAUACAAAGACUAUGGGGCUGAAUUGCUAGUGAACGGGGAGAUAGUUCAAAGAACACCAGAAAGACAGAGGAGGGUGGAGCCACAGCCUCAGAGAGAGAGAGACCGCCCCAGAUACAAUGACAGAACCCGAUAUGCUCGCCGCAGGGAAAAUAUGCGGUGAAAAAUUGUUUUGGGGGGGGGGGGAUCUCUGUAUGGAAAAACAAAGGUAGAAAGGGAAGUGUGACGUUGUGAAGCCCUCCAUCCAUCCAUGUCUGGCUGUUGUGUUUUCGUUGUGGUUCUAUUUCAGGCUAGUUGAUCUUGAUUAUAAAUAUUAUAUGCUUUUGUGGUUGUGCAUUGGAAUGUGCAUACAAAACUUGAAGUACCUUAGGCAAAAUUGAAUACUAGCUACUGCACUGCAGGGUAAACUUUGGUUUUAAUUGUCAGUACUUUGUUAAUGUUAAUGUUUUUCACAAUGAAAGUGAUUAGCUGCAGUUCCACAAAA